Molecule: messenger RNA, 1410 nt
Organism: Penicillium daleae
Lineage: Eukaryota; Fungi; Ascomycota; Eurotiomycetes; Eurotiales; Aspergillaceae
Product: putative MFS transporter
Exons: 5
Coding region: 1-1410 (469 amino acids)
Biological process (GO): transmembrane transport
Molecular function (GO): transmembrane transporter activity
Source: RefSeq, a predicted model, not a curated record
AUGACGGUUGUAGAUCCCAGGCUCUUCCCGCAACGGGUGCGGUAUGCCGCCCUGCUCACCGUCAAUGUAUACGUUUUCAUGGGAAACAUGUACUCGUCAGGAAUCACAACCGGAUUCGAGUCUCUUGCAAUCUAUUUCCACGCCGACAAUGACAAGCUAUCGGCCCUUGUCACAUAUUCUGUAUUGGCCAUGGGUCUAGCCAAUUUGUUCUGGAUGCCUAUUGCUCUGUGCUUUGGAAAGCGUCCCGUCGUCCUCUUUUCCAUGGCUAUGUUCUUGGGUGGCAUCAUUUGGAGUGCUGUCGCCCAGACUUAUGAUAGCCUGCUUGCUUCACGAAUCUUUGCUAGUUUCGACCUCUUCUUCGAACGAAACUAUGCCAGUGCUAUGGCAGUCUACGCUGCCUUCCUGUCUGGUGGCUCUCAGAUUGGGCCCAUGAUUGCCGGAUACCUCAUCGAGGCCCGUGGCUGGAGAUGGUUCUUCAUUCUCUGCGCCAUCAUCGCCGCGGUCAACUUUGUGACUACCAUCUUCAUGCUACCCGAGACGAUCUACGAGCCCGAUGUGGACGAGACUCAGGAACAACCUGAGGGGAUUGAAAAGGACACCCAUAGCCACCUGGAGACAAUCCCCACGAGAUCACAGGUCGGAGACCGUGCCAGAAUGGACUACGGCGAAUACUUCAAAGGACUCUUCACCGUGAGCCUCACCAAAGGGGCUCAGAAGGCGGGAGUUUUCAAGUUCUUCGCAUAUCUCUUCGUGCUUCCUUUCCCAUUGCUGCUGAUUCCUGGUGUGUUAAUCGCCUCAAUCAUGUACGGCGUUGUCCUUGGCGGUGUCGUCGCCGUCUCUACCCUCACCCCUUCUCUCCUCUCAGCACCUCCAUACCUCUUCACCUCCGCCGACCUUGGUCUCUUCACCCUGAGCAGCUUCAUCGGCAUUGUGAUCGCCUGGCCGAUCGCCGGUCCUCUGACCGAUCUUCUCUCCCGCUGGCUUCGCAAGCGUAACAACAAUGUCCACAAGCCCGAGCACCGUCUGCCAGCUCUGAUUUUCCCCUUCUUCAUCUGCCCCAUUGGCCUGGUCAUCUUCGGAUAUACCAUCGCUCGGCAAAUGCACUACGUCAAGCCCGCCGUGGGUGCAGCCAUCUCCGCCGCCGGCCUGACCCUGGUGCCCUCCGUCAUGCUGUCAUAUGUCGUGGACUCGUAUCCCAGGACUAGUGGCGAGGCGCUUGUACUGGUCAAUGCUUCCAAGAAUGUGGUUGCAUUUGGAUUGGCUAAGGGUGCUUAUGCUUGGAUGGCCAAGGAAGGCGUUGAGAAGAUGUUCUAUGAGUUUGCUGGCAUCCAGUGGGCAUGCAUCUUCCUAGCCCUGCCACUGUAUAUCUUCGGACCGGCGGUGCGGGCUCGAACCCAGAAAUUGUUCUAG